This is a messenger RNA of Uranotaenia lowii, 4475 nucleotides long. RefSeq lists its product as uncharacterized. Lineage: Eukaryota; Metazoa; Arthropoda; Insecta; Diptera; Culicidae. The record is from RefSeq and is a predicted model, not a curated record. The coding region runs from base 158 to 4264 and encodes 1368 amino acids. The transcript has 6 exons. Gene Ontology annotation, cellular component: nucleus. Gene Ontology annotation, molecular function: zinc ion binding.
UCGCUGUCAUUUUGUUUGGCAUAAGUCAAAAGGCGUUGUUUAUUUUCAUAGCAGUCAGCUAAUUUGAUUGCGAUUAAAUUUAAUUGCAAAAAUCCUUUAUCCGCUGAUUAUCGGCUUGCAAGUGCGUUUUAAAGUCUUAACAAGCAGCUUUCCCAAUAUGGCGCUUCGAAAAGUAGUGACAACCGGAGUUUUGCAAAAAGGAACUACGGCGACGAUACCAAUGGGCUUUCCCCGGCCUAUGAAAUAUUGUCGACUGUGUUUAUCGGAGAACGUACAAAUGGUGGUACCGAAAGACAAGGAUACGUCCGAACACAUGUAUUCGAAAAUCAAGGAAUACCUUAACAUUAAGAUCGAUUCGGAAGGGCUGCAACAACCAUUGAUUUGCAAGCAAUGUCAUGAAAUCAUUGAAUCGUUCCAUCAGUUCCGAACGCGGUGCCAACGUUGCCAGGUCUAUUUGGAAAUGCGCACCUCGAUCAAUCCAGAUCGUAAGCAGUUGUUGCGCUACAAAGACAACUGGUAUUGGUUUUCCGGCUUAAUAAGUAACCUCAGCUCAGUUCGUUGGGGAUGUAGCGUGGUAUGUUGUCCGGCCUUUAUUACGUCGUACCCAUCGAAUGGGACAAUAUGCGAUGCCAACGCUAACCACCUGCACAAACAGAAGCUGGAGGAUGUAAAGUUGAUCUACUGCAAAGGCGAGUUGGUUUACGACGGCUUUCGCUUCAGCUUCGAAGUCAUCAACUCGAAUCGUACAUUGGCUUUUAGUUGUCGAAGUUUGUGUGAUCCACACCGGAAGUGUCCUGGUACAUUGACAACUAACGAUCGCAGCGAAGUUCUGUCCGCAACUGAACACAACCAUGAACGGGAGACUAUCGUGGAAACAGCGGUUUAUGAUACACCGUCCAGAUCAAAACGAGCUGCUACAUUGAUAAGAGGUUCGCAUGGCGAAAUGAUGCUCAUAGAUGGAUAUUGGUAUCAAUCAACAGGUGAUCAAGAAUCUAUUUCCCAAUGGCACUGUCUUCGGUACCAAUGCAGGACUAAACUGGUAAUGACAAAUGGGAAGAUAGAAAUAUUUGGUACUCAUAAUCAUGGAAAGGUAUGGCUGAAAUGGGGAGCUGCUUUUCAGAAAACGAAUGAAUUAAAAACACCUAUGAUGAUGAAAAUUAUCAACCCAUCUAUGGUGCAAAAUUAUAUAUCCAAACCUUUGCAGGCUUCACCUGAAGUGGUCGACAUAAACACACUUUUUCCGCCCCAAUUUGAUAACAGUACCGCUGGUAGAAAUAGCUUUGUACCGAUAGCUCAAAUGCCAGGAGCAUCCAUUUCUCUGGCGAACGUUUCAAGUAAUUCAGCACUGAGGAUUUCUCGGAGUGACUCAUUCACAUGCGUACCAGAUUCUGGUUUAAGAAUUGCGAAAGUUGUUGGUAACACAGCUGACAAAUCUUUCGAAAUAUUCCAAACUGAAAACAAUUCUUCAUCGGUGGAAUCUAUGGUAGAUUAUCAAAUGCCAAACUUGCAAACACCUGAAUUUUCAAAUGCUGAUAUACCGCAAACUACAAGAAUUAAAACGGAAACUGCAGAUAGCUCAGAUUUAGAUGUUGUCGCUCCAGUCUUCCAGCAGGAUAUUUCUACACAUGAUGCAGGAAUGGUGACUUCAGACAUCGGAUUCGAAUCAGAUGUUCCCCCUGGUGUAUCUCAAUUUGCACCACCUGUUUAUGCGAAAAUUCGUCCUAAUCACAAUAUUAAAAUAGUAAAAAAUCCAGCUAGUACCUUGAAUAUUUUCAAUGUCGUUUCUCUAAAUCAGUCUAUCGGCGAUAAUCUACAACCGACUGAGAUACCGAAAAUUGUCAAUGUAAUGUCUCUGAAUCAGCCAGACAAACCACAGCGCACAUAUUCCGCAACUUCAUUAAGAAAAGUUGCUCCAACACCAGUUGCUUUAGAAUCCGUAAAGAUUAAAAGCGAACCAAUGGAUAUCUGUCAGGUUAUAAACGAACCGGAAACAAUCACUGACGAAGUGUACACAUCUCCACCGAAGCAACAUCCGGCAACAACCAUAAAUGUACAGCUGCCUUCCACAUUUGGGCUGGAUGAGGAUGACCUCCAUGAUCUCGACGAUGACUACAUUCCACCAAUAGUACCGAUUGAUGACUACAUUCCACCAAUAGUACCGAUUGAUGUUUCAUCGAGAGAAACAAAAUCUUCCCCACCUCCAUUGAAAGUUCCUUCUAACUUUCGGAUACGACCGUUUCGAAAGGUUGAUCCAUCGAUAUUCAAGCAAGCGCAAACCGCACACCAGAAUCCCGAGACCAACGUCGAGCAAAAUGUCGGAUCUGAUAAGAGACCAGCCGAUAAAAAUGAGAAUACCGUGGCCAUCAAAAAGCAACGAAUCGAACUACAAACCGAUUUACGACCGCAGGCAAAGGCGCUUCUGGCGCCGAAAGAGCAGGAAAAAACUGUAGAAACCCCACCACCAAUUAAACAUACAGCCCCAGCAGUUGCGAACUCGUCGGACUCCAAAAACAAAACGGUACAGCUGGUAAAACUGCAAAAAUCCGAGCAGAUGCUUAAUUUCGAAGGACAUCUUUACAAGAUUAAGUGGUGUCACGAUCGGUCCAACUACUGGGAUUGCAUGUUGCGGGAACAAGUCAACUGUCCUGCCCUGCUGGAAACCAAAGGCUCGAAUUCUCGUUUCUGGGCCAAGUAUGGAGCUCACAAUCAUAAAAUUCCGAAACCAAUUGUCAACGACAGCACCGAUGGACGGUAUCAGAUGUAUACAGCGACAACCGGAGUUCCACCGGUUAAACGCUUACAAGCCCAAUCCAAACGGGUUGCGGAUAUCGAAGAGCAUGAGGGCAAAAUGGUGCUGCUAAACAAGCGCAAAGUAUACGGAUACCGCGUGAAGAAGGUUAACUCCACUUUGCGAUUGUACUUUGCCAACGAGGUGUACCAGAUCGAAGGAAUCGCUGAUCCAGGAUUCAAAUGGCGCUGCGUAUCUUGUUCAAAUCGACUAGAUAUCGAUGAACGUUUCAGCAUCGCUAAGGAAUUGACGGUCCACACGCACGACAAAUCGACAUCGGCUGCCAACGAAAACGGCGGCUCUGAGGAUCCUUUGGCGUCACCACCCCCCAAACCAAUUGCCAGCGUAAACGUUACCCAAAAUGCUUCCGCAGCAGACUAUGAGGAAGAAACAGAAGACUACCAAUUGGAGAAGAAUGAAGAUAAGGAUGUGGCCGACGAACAACAUCCCAAUGAUAAUCGAUCAGCGGAUGAUGCGAAGGGUGAAGAAAGCUCAACCAGUGUCAAAUCAGCAGACGAAGAUAGUAAUGAUGAUGAACCCAGUAUGAUACUGGACCCUUCCAGUGGAGAAUUUGUUCAUAGCAAAAAAAUAGCCGGUAAAAAUACUCAAGAACAACCGAAAGACAAAACCAAAGUUUUUGAAAACAAUGAUCAAACACUUAAUGAAAGUCAUGAAAGCAAACCCGAUAACAAACCUGAGGAAAGCGUUGUAUCAAAAUCCAGUGACGUUACCUCAUCAACCGAGAAACCCAAAAUUUUGAAUGAACCAGAAUUUUUGGGUUUUCCGGAUGCGAAAAAGAAUCGAGCACAAGUUAAACUGGAGAAACAGCAAAGUAUCUACAGACAAAUUUUAGACUCCGAUUGUGGUCGUAAUUUUGAAGUUUUACCGAAAGAAAAUGGGAUCUGUUUGAUCCGGUUCUCCAACUACACCUACCAACUGGACCAAUUGAAUGCUGGGAACAGUUCUUCGUGGAAGUGCUUUCUUCCUUCGCAAUAUGCUUGCCGCGGAAAAAUACAGCUCUCGGAAGAUUGUAAGGAAGUGACGAGCUCGGGUGUAGGGCACUUUCAUUCAUCCGAUUUUACCAGUAUGUUUGAUACACGUGCAGAACAAGAGCAAGGAGUUAUAAAAGAUGAUGAAACGGGACAAAAACGUAAUUACACUUUUUUCAAACGUUCUGAUAGUGUAUUUUUGCUGCGAUUGGACGACAACUAUCUGUACAGUUGUUUAAGCAUUUCCAAGAAUGGCACUAGCAUAUGGAGAUGUGCCUCCAGGCAAAGUUUCAACUGCAAAGCUACCAUUACAAUGCAGGGUGAUUUCAAAAUCAUGGAAAGAAACCGUUUCAGUCACUCGCACGACAUGAAAUCUGUGGACGGCGCCGAGGAACCCAAGGCUGAGGAAAAGCCACUAGAUGACGCUAACUCAGAAUCAUCGUCCCAGACUAGCGAUAAACGGAAGAGAAAGCGUCGAACUUUGUAAGCGUUCGCUGUUUAGGUUUAGCUGUGAUGUUUUAUUUUAUUACCCAUACUACUGAAAAUGGGCCCUAAGUUGUAAGUCGACUAUUGUUUCACAAUAAACUCGAUGGUAUGUCCAUCGAGUUUAGUGUAGACCAGUGUUAGAUGCGGAAUUUUAAAACAUUGAAAUGUAAAUACGAUAUUUGAUUGUCAUUAAAUUAAAAUAAAUAUCAAAC